Molecule: messenger RNA, 2237 nt
Organism: Panicum hallii
Lineage: Eukaryota; Viridiplantae; Streptophyta; Magnoliopsida; Poales; Poaceae
Product: zinc finger protein CONSTANS-LIKE 9-like
Exons: 5
Coding region: 373-1608 (411 amino acids)
Molecular function (GO): zinc ion binding; protein binding
Source: RefSeq, a predicted model, not a curated record
CUCGCUCUACGCUUCCUCUUUCUCUCCCCCAACCCCCCUGGCAUCCCCGCGCUCGAUCUUGCCGCUGCCUCUGCAUCUCUCUCUCUCUCUUGUUCCUGCCUGCGCCCCCUUUCUCUUCUCUCUCUCUAAAAAAAGGUGUAUUUAACUAGGGUUCUGACCCCUUUCUAGAAGCUCCUGGGGUUCUGUGGCAGAGCCGACCCCCGUGGAGGUCGGGGGGCGCCGAGCCGGCGCCCGCUCCGGCGGAUCUGAGGAGCCGACGCCGUUGGUCUGCCUCCGGUUCCUUGUAAACUUGAUUGGUCAGGAAACACUCUGAAUACUAGUUUGUUGGCAACAUAACUUCUCCUGAAGCUGGCUUGAAGUUUGCUGAUACGAAUGAUGGGCGCGCUCUGCGAUUUCUGUGGGGAGCAGAGGUCCAUGGUUUACUGCCGAUCAGAUGCAGCAUCCUUGUGUUUAUCAUGCGACCGUAACGUGCAUUCAGCUAAUGCUCUUUCUCGGCGCCAUACAAGGACCCUUUUAUGUGAUCGGUGUGCUUCACAGCCUGCUACUAUCCGCUGUCUAGUGGAGAAUGCCUCGCUUUGCCAAAAUUGUGAUUGGAAUGGCCACACUGCAGGAUCCUCAGCUGCUGGACACAAAAGGCAGGCUAUAAAUUGCUACUCAGGAUGUCCAUCAUCCGCUGAACUUUCUAGAAUCUGGUCCUUUGUCUCGGAUAUUCCUAAUGUAGCACCUGAGCCGAACUGUGAGCAAGGAAUAAGCAUGAUGAGCAUCAGUGACAGUGGUGUCAGUAAUCAAGACAAUGCUGCAGGGGACAAUAAUUUGUUUGAUAUAGCUAGUGCAACACUUAUGAGUGAUCUUGAUACUUGUGACAAGCCUUUGGUAGGCUCCUCUUCAGGAGCUGGAGUGAACCUGCUUCCACUUGCUACUGAUCAGGCAGCUGGAACCGUGGAUUCAACAACAACUAAGGAUUGCCUUGUACAGGUGCCCUAUACACCAGAUAAAGAUAUGUUUAGCAAGGACAGCAUAUAUGAAGAUUUUUGUGUGGAUGAUGUCGACCUUGCUUUUGAAAAUUAUGAAGAAUUAUUUGGUACCUCACAUAUUCAAACGGAACAACUCUUUGACGAUGCUGGAAUCGAUAGUUACUUCAAAGUGAAGGAACUGCCUGCUGGGGAUCCUACUGAGCCCAAGCUGAUGCAGCCUGUGAAUAGUAAUGCGGUAUCUGCUGACUCUGGGAUGUCGAACCCAGGAGUGAAAGGUGGUUCUAGUGUUUGCAUCCCUCCAAGGCAGGCUAGGUUGAGUCUAUCUCUUUCGUUUUCUGGUUUGACUGGUGAGAGCAGUGCUGGAGAUCACCAAGAUUGUGUGGUAUCAUCACUGCUCCUUAUGGGUGAGCCUCCUUGGCAGCCUCCUGGCCCUGAGGGCACAAUUGCUGGAGGUAGUAGAGACAGUGCUAUUACACGAUACAAGGAGAAGAAGAAGAGAAGAAAGUUUGACAAGAAGAUCAGGUAUGCUUCUCGCAAGGCUAGGGCUGAUGUCAGAAAGAGGGUGAAGGGGCGGUUUGUUAAGGCUGGUGAAGCAUAUGACUAUGAUCCUCUCAGCCAAACAAGGAGUUACUGAAGCAUGUGACCUUUCUCUGGUGUUAGGUUAGCAAAACUUAAACCAAGGCUCAUUGCAGCUUGCACAAAAGCACCGACACUCCAAGCAAUUGGGCAAGAUAAGUGCCUUGAACAAAAGGAAAAAAAGAGAGGUGAAAGCAGUGAGCGAGAAAAAACAGGAAAAAUAUUUGGUUGUUUCAGAAGUUUUUUGGAUGCAGUUCCUCCUUUUUUUUCCCCUCCUGUACAGUGGAUGGAAUUUGCACCUUUUGUUGCCUUUCGGGGAGCGAUUUGAGUCACUCUUCACCUUUUGUGAAUUAGCCUGAAUAUGACUAAACGGACUCUUGUUGCAUUUUGAUCUCCAUUGGCUGUGGCGUUGGUCCACGUACCCUUGCUGCGGUGUUCUUCCAUAUUAGACAAAGAUGGCUGUAGAUGUGGCCUGUGAAAUUUCCUGCUGUAUUUUGUUCAUUAUCAUGAUGUAAAAUUUGCUGGGAUCUGGAGCGUUUCUGCUAUUGUGAAUGUGUAAAUACCAGGUAGGAGAUCAAACUGGUGGUCAGUUUGAUAUUUUUAGGCUGGUGAUGGAACCCAUGUAACUGGACACAAACUUUCUGUGCUCACUCUGCCCAAGCCAACCUCCAGACCGACUCAAUGUUA